UUUCUCUGUCGCAUGGGCCGGACGACCCGGCAGGAGCGCCUCCGUCCCGCUCGGUGCUCCGCCCGAACGCCACUCGUCGCCGCCUUUCCGCAGCCACUGUCACCGCGGGAAGGGGGCGUGGACUACGGCGGAGCAGCUGCGCUUUCGGGGCCGGCCGCCGCGCCGCCGCCGCCGCCGCUCACUGGUCCGGAGCGCCCGAGGUCCGCCCAGAAAUCGCUCCCCGGUGUCCCGUCGCUCGACUCCCCCGGAAACGACGGCCCGCCCGCGUGGCGUUCCGCAGCGCGCGCUGUUCUUCCGUCCGGGCCUGGGGGACGCGGCAUGGAGGCGAAGGCGGCGGCCUCGGCGGCCGUGAGCGGCUCGCGCGGGGUGACGGCAGAGGAGACUGCAAAGUGGAUGGAAGAGGCCAUGCGCAUGGCCAAAGAAGCUCUCAAAAAUACUGAAGUUCCUGUUGGCUGCCUUAUGGUUUACAACAAUGAAGUCGUGGGGAAGGGAAGAAAUGAAGUUAAUCAAACGAAAAAUGCCACUCGACAUGCAGAAAUGGUGGCCAUCGAUCAGGUCCUAGACUGGUGUCACCAAAACGACCAGAGUCCCUCUGCCGUCUUCGAGCACACUGUGUUGUAUGUCACUGUGGAGCCAUGCAUUAUGUGUGCAGCUGCUCUCCGCCUGAUGAAAAUCCCAUUGGUCAUCUACGGCUGUCAGAAUGAACGAUUUGGUGGGUGUGGCUCUGUUCUAGACAUUGCUUCUGCUGACUUACCGAAUACUGGGAGACCAUUUCAGUGCAUUCCUGGAUAUCGGGCUGAGGAAGCCGUGGAGCUGUUGAAGACCUUCUACAAACAGGAGAAUCCAAACGCACCAAAAUCAAAAGUUCGGAAAAAGGACUAUCAGAAACCCUGAACUUGUCUGAUCAAAGACUAAUGUCUCAAAGUGACCCGGACAAAAUUCCUGGACUGAAAGCUGUUGACAUCGAUGAAUCAUAUGUUUAUGUGUUGUUACUCUGUGGGUAAAUGGUGUCUCUCAUCAUUUGCUCUGUUAAGGGAACAAAUUAGCACUUCUUAAAAGUCUGACAGUUGUAAACAACUAUUAGCUUUUCCCCAAGCUGAAAGCACAUUUUCAGAAGGGGAAAAAUUAAGGUUUGAGGUUUCAGAAAUUAGAAACAGUGCAUGCCCCUCAGCCACAGCUGUGUGCCCCGUCCAGGAAAGUGCUGGCUUUUCAGGGGAUAUGUGUCCAGAUCCAUUACCCUCAUGUGUCUGGACAGAGCGUGCAGACACUUUCUCUAGGACUGGCCUUUCGGAGUGGGAGCCUCGGUUUUUACAGCUCCAUGUUCCUGCAGGAUACUGGGGGCCUGGCUUCUUUCUAGGUUUUAUAUGAGUUGUAUACACACGACCAUGAUUGCAUGGUCCUUGGCACAGAUCUUUUGCUUUUAUAAAGUAUUGAAGAAAAUUAGUACUUUUAAAACAAGUGCUUAUGGGUCAUUUUUUAAUUGUAGCAUAUUGCUAUAAUAAAGCCCUAUUUAUGCUUCUUUGAAGAGGAACAGUCUUAAAGAGAUAAAGGCAUAAGUGGAAUAAUUCCUUAUUAUUGAGCAAUUAUUUUGUGUCAGGGGCCCUUUGUACCCUGGAACAAAGGAAAGGAUCCUGCCUGUCCUCGUGGAGCUUGUCUCCCAGCCAUGGGGGACAGAUGAUCUUAGUUGAUAGUACAGUUUGCUGGAAAGUGCUAGUAGUUACAGCAAAAAGGAGAAGGUGGCCUGGGGUGAAGGAGACGGGGGUGCCAAUUGGUGGUAGGAAUGCCCCUUGGCGGAAUAGCAUGAUCAGUUUGAUCUGAAAUUAAAUAUUCACUUGAAAAUGCAGAUAAUAAGCUUUAGAUUUAGUAGCUAAAAUUUGAAACUGUGAAUGCAACACAGGAAAAGUGAUCCAUAGCCAAAUCGUCUGACCUCGAGGCACUGAUUGCAGCACGCGGUCACGGGUGCAAAGGGCCACUGCAGAGCUGCACUGUGCGUCUCUGCCCAGGAGGGGGCCUCGCUGUUCCACCAGAAGCCCAGGGCCGGGCCCUGGCAGGCAGAGCAGAGUCCUUUCUCAGUUGCCUUUCUUCAGUGGAUUCGUUUUCUUGAUGCAAAGCAUCUGUAUUUGUUGAUUCUGCCAUUUGAGCGAUGUCUCUGACUUGUUUGUUUUGAAUUACAUUACAGGCUGGAAUGUAAUUGUGGAAGUAUUUUUAUAUCGCUGAGAGUAGCAGCUAAUCACAGUUAACAUGGUUCAGAGGAUUUAUAAUUGCUCAGUUUUGUAAGCGUGCAUUUUAACUGCAUUUGCAGAGUUUUAUGGAGAAGAAUAUGCAUGAUUUUAAGUCUACAAUAAUGUUGCACGCACCUUCUCCAGUUUUUCCUAUUUUGAAAACCGUCUUCUCAUUAAAUUUUAGUGCCUUGACUAGUUCGUUCUUCCUUGCAGUUGGCUAUAACUCACUCUGGAUCCUUAUGCUGUCCUGCAGACUGACUCCUCUGCAUUUGUUGUCUUCAAAUCGCUUUCUUGGGAAUUCUUUGGAGGGCAAACAGCUUGGUCCUCUGGAGGGUAUACUCAGUCUGGUGGAGCACUGUGUGCCAGUGGGUUCUUGGUGAACAUGUGUCAAAUAAAAUUAUUGGUUGAAAUUUGGGGAAAAAUGAAUAAAAAGACUAAGAUAAAAACACAAA
Molecule: messenger RNA, 2674 nt
Organism: Chinchilla lanigera (long-tailed chinchilla)
Lineage: Eukaryota; Metazoa; Chordata; Mammalia; Rodentia; Chinchillidae
Gene: Adat2
Product: adenosine deaminase, tRNA-specific 2
Exons: 6
Coding region: 13-894 (293 amino acids)
Biological process (GO): tRNA wobble adenosine to inosine editing
Cellular component (GO): cytoplasm; nucleus
Molecular function (GO): zinc ion binding; tRNA-specific adenosine-34 deaminase activity
Source: RefSeq, a predicted model, not a curated record